Messenger RNA from Nylanderia fulva, 3084 nucleotides. Its product is annotated as aminopeptidase N-like. The record is from RefSeq and is a predicted model, not a curated record. Gene Ontology annotation, cellular component: cytoplasm; membrane. Lineage: Eukaryota; Metazoa; Arthropoda; Insecta; Hymenoptera; Formicidae. Gene Ontology annotation, biological process: proteolysis; peptide catabolic process. Gene Ontology annotation, molecular function: metalloaminopeptidase activity; zinc ion binding; peptide binding.
UCAUCCCGCAAACGUCGUCAGUUCGCGUCUGUUCUUUGAAGAAGUAACAUCACAAGUAAGCGAUACACUCUUGUCUAAAGUGAUUCGGCUCGUGAUUCUACCACCAGAUAAAGCAAUAUAUCUUAGACGAGACUAAGCACGAUGUUCCUAAAAUUGUCAUUGAAUAUUUUAUUAUAUAUCCUAGUAAUGACAAUGGCUUCCUCUAUCGAAAAUGAGAAAAAUUUGUUGCAUAGUGGGACUACUUUGACUAGCUAUCAUUUGUUGAAUAAUUUUAUAUCGCUUCAUUACAACUUGAAGAUAUCACUGAUGCCUGGUUACGUUUCCCAUGGAGAAUCCAAUAUUACUGUUUAUAUUCGUGGUCCAACACGAGACAUAACAUUACUUACAUCAAAAUAUAUAAAUAUAACAACAGUAAAUUUAAUAUCGGUCAGCAAUAAAAAAAUCUAUAUACCAAAGCGUUCAUAUAGUCGCAAUGAGGAUUACGUCGUUCUUGAUUUUACCUCAUAUUUGUGGCCUAAAAAUAGUUUGGAACUCGGAUUGUAUAUUCUUUAUGUUAAUUUUUCAAACGUUGACACGAAAGAACUUCCGCAAACUUGGUACACAAACAAUAAAGAAAAUAAAAAGUUUAUCGCAACAUUGUUCCAACCCACAAAUAGCCGAUUAUUUCCAUGUUUUUACAUAUCUGAAUUGGUCACCUUUAACAUCUUAGUAGAACAUGAUAGUCGAUUAACGGUUUUAUCGAAUAUGCCGAUAAAAAAUAUGUCUAUAUUUAAUGACGUGACGCUUACACAUUUCCACAUGAGUCCUAUGAUAUAUAUUUAUGAUGUAGCAUUAAUUCUGAUGUCGUCUGAUAUGAAAACUUCUGAUUCCAGCAGAUAUAAUUCUUAUGUCUCCCGUUUUCCGAAAAUUAAAGUCAAUACGUGGAGUAGAUCGCAUUUGGUACCGCACAUGAAAUUUGCGCAACAUGUUCUCGAAAAAAUAACCAAGUAUUUAGAAGACAAUUGGAAAAUCUUCAGGAGAGUCCCUAAAGUGGAUUACAUCGUUAUUCCGAAUUUCGAGGGAAAUAUCAAGCAGACUUGGGGAUUGCUACUUUACAAUGAAACAUAUAUUAUCUACGAUGAAGAAUUAUAUUCUGCUGCGUAUAAAAGUAUAGCAAUGCGCUCAAUUACUCAUGAUAUAAUAUAUCAAUGGUUCGGUAGCCUUUUUUAUCCGUCUUUUUGGUUAAAUCACUGGUGGUUAAAUGAGGGUUUCAUUAAGUUUAUCGAAGAAUAUAUCAUUGAUAAGGUCUUUCCAAGUUCUCGAAUAAUGGACUUGUCCAUAAUUCAAGAUUUGCAUGAAUAUCGUUAUAUGGACAUACACUUUCCUCAAGACAUUUUUGGAAGAUAUAUUAAAGAUACCUUUAAAAUUAAUUCACUUUCUGUUCGUCAACAUAUUACAGGACCCAUUAUAUGGCACAUGUUAGCAAGCGUAAUACCAGACAAUAUGUUUUGGGAAAAUAUCAACACAUUUUUAAACACGGAGUUGAUUUACUUCAAUUCGAGACUUCCCGAUAAUUUAUGGGAUAUUAUGCAGACUACCAUAGAUAAAUUAGCAAUUGAGAAUAAAAUAGAUAUAAAAAAAAUGAUGAAUUUUUUGACUGAACAGAAAUACUGUCCUGUGCUAAAUGUGAUACGAGAUUAUAAUGGAGCUUAUGUGAAUAUAUCAAUAGACAAAAAACAAUUUCUCAAUCAAUCAACUUUUUUUAUACCCAUCACCUACACUACGGAAAUGAACAUCGAUUUCAACACAAAAUUGCCAACGAUUGAGCAUUACUUGACAGAGUCAAAUCCCGAGUUAAAAAUACCCAUUAAAAAUGAAGAUCAAUGGGUCAUUGUCAAUAAACAACAAAUUGGAUAUUAUCGCGUCAAUUAUGAUGCAGAGAAUUGGCAAAGAAUUGCACAUUAUUUGAAAUCUGAAAAUUAUACUAAGAUACAUGUUCUUAAUCGAGCACAAAUUAUCGAUGACGCGUUUCAUCUUGCGAUGGAGAAAAAAUUGAAUUUUUCUAUAUUCUGGGAUAUUGUGGGCUAUUUACCGAGAAGAGAAUUAGAUUACAUAGCAUGGUAUCCUAUGAUCAAAGCUUUUGAAUACUUAUCGAACUUUUUUGCAAUUAUAAAUGUAUAUGACAAGGAUUUUCUUUGGACUGUACUCCAGAGAGCAGCAUUCAAAAUAAGAAACAUGUUAGAACAUGAAAGAGAGUACAUAUAUCCAUAUCUAUAUAGAUACGAGAGUAUACCCCAACAACUGAGACCCGUCGAAAAUGAUUUUGAGAAAUAUUUAAAACUGGACCUUACAAAAUGGGGAUGUGUUAACAAUAAUAGUUUGUGCAUAGCAAUGGCCAAAAAAAAAUUGGAAUUGUAUUUAAAAAAUCAAACAUUAAACAAAAUUUUGCCUGGAUGGGAGGAAUGGACAUUUUGUAAUGGUUUAAAGACAGCAAACGUUAGUAUGUGGUUCGCUGUAUAUUCUAUGGCAUCUAAUAUAUACAAGGAAACUUCCAAUUAUAAAAUGUUGAAAUACCUUGGUUGUUCUGAGAAUCCUAACAUUAUCGUUUUAUAUCUGUGGUCAGUAAUACCGGAACUUAAACAGGCACUGUUAAAAGAGAAUGAUCAUACGAUGCUUACACAAAAAGGCAACGAUAAAAUUAAUUGUUUAAUUACUAAUAUGUUUCUUUCCACUCUUGCGAGACAAGCUAAGAACACUUUAGUACUUAGAGACAUAUUGCCGUCUUAUGACAUAAAUUACAGAAGGAGUCCAGUCAGUAUGGUAACGACAUUAAACGUACUUAUUAAUAAUGUUUAUACCGGUAAACUACUUACCGAGAUACGUGUAUUUGCGAAAAAACAUAUGCCAUCCAUAGAAUAUGAAUAUGUUGAGAAUAAGUUAAAGAUCCGUUCUUAUAAACUGACCGACCAGUUGCAGUUUUUUAACGAUUUGUUCAAAUGAGAGUUUAAAUUAAAAAUUUAAUGCAUUUAUUUGAAUUGUUGUGAAUGCAAUAAAUAUAGCAUAAUAUAUGUAUAUCAACAAAUGCAGCAAUAAUACACAAAUUUA